AUGGUGGUCGGUGGUGCUUCCAUCGGCCCGCUGCCAACUCAGCGGUCUAACCCACUAAUCCUUCCGUCCAACCGGGGAUCCACCACACUCCCCAUGGAACAAUACGAGGGAGGAUGCUCCUUCGACCGAGCGUUGCGGCCCGCUGGGAUUGAUCCCUUUGCUUCACUCUGCGUGCCUGCCAAGUCCAGUGUGGAGCUUUACUUUGACCACUACCGAACCGAAUGCCCGGCCCUCUUGUACAUCAUCCUGGCAACCAGUGCCUCCCACCGAGCCGGCCGGGGGCUCAUUGCGCAGGCCCCCAAGGCCGCCCGAGAUUCUUAUCGGGAUUCCCUGGAGUACCGGCAAAAGGCUCUCACAGGACUCCAGAGCAUGAUGCAGAUUCCAGGCACGAGCACAAGUUUACUUCAGUCUAUGGCAGUGAUCAUCGCCCAUAUGAUCUGCGUAGAGGCCGCAGAUACCAAUUUGGAAGCCGUAGACGGCCAUGUGCGCGGGCUGAUCAAGAUAGUUCAUCUGGUGGGCGGCCUUGAUACGUUCAGUGACGCAGACGCUCCCAUUAUCUACAGUGCCAAUUUUAUGAGCGCAGCUGCCAGAGGCUCGGCACCGCCCUUGCCGAUAACCAUGGCUUGGAAAGCCAGAGUACUUGAAAGCCUGUAUAGCCUGACUGCGACCGACGACGCCCUGCACGCUUCUUCAAUCGGCUUUCGCUUCUUCAACUCACCGUGGUCACAAGCAAUCCUUCUCUGUUUGCGAUCUAUUAUCAAGCUUUUCCGAGAAACCACGCACUACAUGUGUACUACUGGACCAGUGGAGGAAGCUCCUGUACUCAACGAAUGGCUGGUCUACACAGCCCAACAAUUGUUGUUGAUCGCCCCAGACUGUAUGCCCUCCGACUUGCAGGAGUGCCUGCGACUAUCAGUACUGCUCUUCGCCGCAGUCCAAGUCUGGGGCUUUCAGGGCUUGCUAUUCCUAAAUCAGCCCGUACUGGCUUUACACUGCCGCUUGGAAACUGCGUUUCUCUGUAUUCACCGCAUGGCGCCCGAUUUAGUUUUCUGGAUGCUCUUCACCGGCGGGCUCGCAGCAUUGGGCCAUCCUAGUCGUGGAUGGUUCGUGAACCGCCUCGCCGAGGCCGCCGGCCAACUAUCCCUCACAACGUGGGACAGCGCGCGGACCUUGUUAGAACAGUUUCUCUUCUUCUCUCGGCCUACUGAUACUCGCGCUGAGAUACUCUGGAGGGAAGUAGAAAGGCAACAGGCUUUGUUGUGGGGUUUAUAG
This is a messenger RNA of Aspergillus neoniger CBS 115656, 1272 nucleotides long. RefSeq lists its product as uncharacterized. The transcript has 7 exons. The record is from RefSeq and is a predicted model, not a curated record. NCBI's taxonomy places the organism in Eukaryota, Fungi, Ascomycota, Eurotiomycetes, Eurotiales, Aspergillaceae. The coding region runs from base 1 to 1272 and encodes 423 amino acids.